AUGCUUUUGGAACUGUUCUUCGUUUUACUUGGUCUGGUGGCAUUUUACAACUGUUGGUGGAAGCGGAGAGGGCUACCUCCGGGCCCUAUGCCAACCCCUUUGAUCGGUAAGAACGGCAGAUAUGUCAAAUCGCGGCAGAAUAUAUGUAUGUAAAUCAAGAUUUCCAUUACGUAUACCUAUGUGCUUUCUAGGAAAAGAGAUAAGGACGUGAUAAUUAGAUUCUCAUAAAAAUUUAAGGGUUUUGAAAUGUUUCUAAAUUUUGCCAUCCAGAAAGUUGAUUUCACGUUUUCAUGUAUGGGAGGUGCUUUAUAAAUUUCAGCGCGCUAGUCCAUCCCAACAUCGCGGAUUUAGUCCAAAGUUGAAAGUUCACAAAAAGGGGGAGGGGAGGAGGAGCCGACAGAGAAACGCAGAAAUUUUUACAAAGAAAUAAAUUGCGCAACUUUCAACUUUGGACUAAAUCCGCAGGGUACGGAUGGACUAGCACGCUGAAAUUUAUAAAGCACCUCCCAUAUGUGCAAACUUCAUUCUGUACCACGUUCUGGUCUUCGUUUCCAGAGAGAAUUUUUUUGUUUCAAUUCUAACAACCAAUAUUUCAGGAAAUGGCUAUCAACUAAGUAAGUAUCCCUCUAGCGAAGCAGCUUGCAAGCUCUGGAGGGAGAAAUAUGGUGAUACAUUUACUAUCUGGGUUGGCGAACGUCCAGUUGUUUGUGUAUGCGACUUCAACACAAUCAUCCAUCACUUCGUCAAGAAUGGCGAGCAAUUCCAAAAUCGCCCGGAUGACAGUAUCUAUUUGAAAUUCGUAGAGCGCGGUUAUUUUGGAGUAAUUCAAGUCGAUGGAGAAUUAUGGAAAAAUCAGCGGAGAUUUUCGUUGCAUACUUUUAGGAAUUUUGGAUUGGGGAAGAAUCUGAUGGAAGAGAGGGUAAGAAAAAAUUUGGCACAAUUUGUGAUCGGCCAAAUGAUCCACAACUCUUGAUACGACAUAGAUAUUCCAAUUUUUUUCAGGUGAUUGAAGAAUGCGAUUCAAUGUUCGAACGGAUUGAGAAACAAAGGAAAGGCGGCAACCCUUUAAUCAGCCUGGUCGAUCACGUCGACAUUGCCAUUGGCUCAAUUAUCAACAAUCUUCUUUUUGGCUACCGCUAUAAUGAGAAUAACCUAACCGAGUUCUUCGACUUGAAAGAGCGAUCUACUGUGUCUACUACGAUCGCAGGCUCUCCUCCAGCAAUGAUUUGCAGACCAAAUCCAGAGUUUUAUAAAAAUUGGCCAGUCUUGGGAAAAGUCAUGGCCACAGCCAAAAGAACCUCAAUUCAUUUGAUGGACUUCUUCAGGACCAGAAUCCAAGAUCAUGUGGAUGAGCUGAGAAAUGUCGACCUCAGUCAAUUAGAGCCCACUGACUUCGUGGCAGCAUUUAUGAAGGAGCGACAUCAUCUAGAUUCUAUUGGAGAAGAGCAUUUCUUCUCUGAUCAACAACUCUUAGUCUUAAUUUUUGACUUGUGGGUGGCCGGACAAGUAAGCUAGUUUUAGAAUGCCUUUUUACGUUUUUAAUUGAAGGAAACAACAAGCAAUACGAUUGGGUGGGCCAUCGGAUAUCUUAUUCAUUACCCAGAAGUUCAAAGAAAGGCCCAGGAAGAGUUAGAUCGAGUGAUUGGAUCUGACCGGACUAUCACCAUGUCAGACAGGCCGGAUCUUCAGUAUAUGCAAGCGCUUUGCAAUGUAAAUUACAAGUAGAAACAUAGAAAUAUUUUAGAACAUGUGAAUAUAGCUGCCCAGAUAGGGCGCUCUGAUUUUUUGUGGCUGUUAUUUUUUGACGGGGAUUUUUUGAAACAAUUAGUUUCCUGUAGCAAACUUUUAUGGCGCCCUGGUUGAAAACACACAUUUCAAUGGCAAAAAUCGAAAAAAGUUGUUUUUGGUCUUAAAACUCAGAUUUUUUUAGGAGGUCCAAAGGAUCUCAAAUAUGGUGCCAAUGAAUGUUAUCCACGCUACCUCUGAAGACGUUGUAGUCGAUGGGUAUCACUUGAAAAAGGGAACAGCCAUUACUCCUUUGAUUGGCGUUGUUCUUUAUGAUGAGAAAGUAAGCUUUUCUCUUCGAAAGAUUGGAGUUUUCAAUUUUGUAACAAAGAGUUUUGUUUAGAUUUUCCCAGAUCCUAUGAAAUUCAAGCCCGAGAGAUUCUUGGACAACGAUGGGAAAGUGAAGAGGGUUGACGAGCUGAUCCCAUUCUCCGUUGGCAAACGACAGUGUUUGGGAGAGGGGCUGGCUCGGAUGGAAAUCUUUCUGGUCAUCGCCAAUCUACUCAAUAAAUACAAGGUGUGUUAAAACUACAGCCUUGACACCAAAAUAUUGAAAACAAGAAUGGCAAUCCAAUAGACUCUUUACUGUGGUAUUAUUUUUUAGAUUCUUCCCGGAAAGAGUAUGCCAGAUCUCAAGAGACACCACGGAAUCACGGUCCACAUUCAAAACUUUGAAUGUCAAGUAGAACCCCGGUUCAAGUAA
Molecule: messenger RNA, 2488 nt
Organism: Bursaphelenchus xylophilus (pine wood nematode)
Lineage: Eukaryota; Metazoa; Nematoda; Chromadorea; Rhabditida; Aphelenchoididae
Source: the annotation of a GenBank genome assembly